UUUUCUCAAGAAAAUAUUAAUGGCGGCUUCUUCAGCUUUUGAAUCCUCUUUAAGAAGAGGGAACCCGACAACGGCGGCGUCCUCUAGAAAAACGACACCGUCCAACUCUUCCACAAGAGCUGCGGCAGCUCCCCCUCGGAGAUCCAGAAGCGUUAGUGCCUUCUCAAGAACCUCUAAUUCCGACUUCUCCGGCUUUUCCAUUAAAAGAGACAAUCCUCUCUUUGAUAACAACAACGACGACGACUAUGAAGAAGCUGGGUUCCCGAAUUCCAGCCUUGAAUCAGGCCGAAUCACUUCCAAAACGAUGACCAAAGCAACCGCCGCCGAUGCUUAUAAUAACAAGAGAGGUAGAUCUGUUUCCAGAUUUGGCUCCGAUGGUAAACACGUGUCGGGUUCGGGGAAUAGCCAGGAGUUGUCUCGGAGCUUCUCCGUUGUGGAUACAAGGAGACGUGGUCGCUCCGUCUCCCGCAAUCCUCCGCUUUCAAGAACUCAUUUCGCUACUUCUGAGAGUGAGGUGGAGCAAGAACGUAAUUCCUGGAUGAAGUCCAAGAAUAAAGGAAAUUUAUUUGCUACAUCGGGGAAUGGUCAAAAGGGUAAUUUAGUUAAAAGCAGAUAUAUUUUAACACGGUCAGGCCAGCGGAAGCGUAUAGAUCCUUCGGAUUCACCUACAAGUUUGCCAUAUGAAGGGGAUAAUUUUGUGGGAGAUGAUUCUGCUGCUAGUGACAUAUACAGAACUGUUAAAUCCGAAGUGAGGCCAGCUAUUUCCGACAUCCAAAAUGAGCUUCAGGGUGCUAUUAGGAGGAAUAACACAACUACCAAUGCGGUUGUGUCAGACUUACAACAUGAAUAUGCCACAAAACUCGAGCAGUCCCAAGAACGUGCCAGACAACUGCGUGCUGACCUAGCUGUCGAGGAACACCGGGGCAUGGAGCUUAGUAGAAUCCUUAAGGAAGUGGUUCCAGAUGCCAAGGCUUCUAGCACAAAAAAAUCGCAUCCUGGACGAAAAUCUAGUAUCGAGAGAAGGAAGAUAUCGAAAUGUCUAACUGAUGAUGCCCUCGCCUAUUUCGAUGAGUGUGUCUCACUGUCAACAUUUGACGGCUCCGACUUCUCAUCAGUAGAAGAUCCGCCACUCAAAUGUGCGGGCACCAUCGAUGUUGAUGGAGUAUCGUUGCCACACGUAAACUGUUCGGACAACGAAUGGAAUCGAAAACUCCGUUUUUCCUUUUCUCCCAAACCAGGCCCAAUAUGCGAGAUCCAACAAGACAUUAAGAAGUACGUCAAAGGUUUCGAGAAAGACUUCGGGAAGAUCAACAAUGAUUCGCAGAUUAUACAAAGAAACUGUUAUGAUCCGAACGAAUACAAUUUGCAGCCUUCACAACAAAGCCUGUUGUUUGAUCAUGUGUUCCUCAAAAACAGGUUAGAUUCAGGAAAUUUGCUUCUCUGCAGCGGCGGAUGUUUUUCAGCUUCAUUAUUGCCUUUUGCUUCUUUAAUCUAAAUUUUGUUUUCUUCUAAACAUAAAGAAAUUUAGUAUUAUACCACUAUUUGUUUUCGUAUUUCUCGUGCAUACGGAUUGUUUUGUAUUUACCUUUUACAAAUGGUUAAUGUAU
Hibiscus syriacus is the source of this 1607-nucleotide messenger RNA. RefSeq lists its product as uncharacterized. The record is from RefSeq and is a predicted model, not a curated record. The transcript is spliced from 6 exons. The coding region runs from base 20 to 1495 and encodes 491 amino acids. Lineage: Eukaryota; Viridiplantae; Streptophyta; Magnoliopsida; Malvales; Malvaceae.